UAGGAUCUUGGAACUGUAGCUGUACUGGCACUGGUAGCAUUUACCCGUGCAUUUACUGGGCAUCUAACAGUGGAAUAGGUAGACCCAAUGUCAAGACCCCUAGGCUUGUUUUGUCUAUUUUUUGUCUCGCCAUUCUCCUCUUCAUAUCAGGAGAUGUGGAACUCAAUCCUGGACCCACUCUUACAGACAAGCCAACAAAAGAUGAGUUAAUUGAGUUAUUGAGUAGCUCAAAGUUUAAUGCUGGUACUUGGGAACAGUUUGUUUGUUAUCUUCCUAACAUGACACAAGAUACUGUUAGUAGCAUUAAACAUAGAGUGGAGGAAUUCUGUGAUAUUCAACCUAGUCCUUUCGAUUACAUGAGUGCUGUAGCUCAAUAUUAUCUUGAUAGCAGUCCUGAUACAAUAACAUGGAAAAGCAUCACUAUUGCACUGUUGAAUGCUGAUGAAAUUAAUUUAGCUCAUCAAAUAUUUGAUAACCUCUCAGAAAGUAGUACAAGUGCUUGCAAGACUACUGUGAAGAGUGUAAUGAGAGCUCAUUAUUACAAGUUAAAAGAAGUUACAGAGAAUUGUCUGGAAAAGGUAGCUGAUAAAUUGUAUAGCAGAGGUUUAAUAAAUCUUGAAGUUCGAAAGAUGCCGACAUUUAAUAAAAUUGAUAUCGAAUUUUCUGCAUUAAUAUCUCUUCACACUAAUCAUGGUAAUGAAUCAGAAUUAGAAAAAAUAUGUGACUCAUUCUUAUCUUGUAUUGCAAGUGUUGGUGGUCCAGCUAAAGAGGAGGCCAUUGCACUAGCAAGAGACUGGAAAAAUAGAAUAUUUAAGAAUCAUCAAAUAUUGUUCUCCCUCACAGAAUUUGAUCCAAAAGUAGUGCAACUUAGCUCUAACGAUAAUUUAGCAAUUGAACUUCAAAACCUACACAAGAAAUAUGCAAAGCUGAUCACUGACAUUAUUACAUAUUAUGCCUCUAGUGGAAAACAUGAUGCAAUUGUUAUUGCUAGGUGGGUUCAAUCCGCUUUUGAUGAAACUGGUUUAGCACGUGAUCAUGUAACUAUUGAUGAAAUAUUUGAGCGAAUGCAACCACAUCAUAGUUUUAUUGACAUUGAUACAAUAAAUGAUCUCAUAGAAAAUUAUCCAAUUGAUGAUGAUUUGCAGGAUAGGUUUGAUAAAUAUAGUGAUGAAGUUAAUGAAUUUAUUGAUUCAGUAAAACUUGAUGACAUUUAUAAAACUAUUGAAGCAGCAGUUAUUGGGGAAAGUACCAAAGGUGAUCCUAAAGUCAUUCUCAAACUGUCCGGAAAAUGGAAUGAUAAAACUAUUGGCCACCUUCACAAGCUAUUGAAAUAUUUAUUCGAUGAAGAAGCAAAAUGUGUUACCAUAAAGAAGUUCUUACGAGGAUCAAUUUGCAUUCAAUUUUUGGUUUCUUCUAACAGAUCAGUCAAAUCUCUCAUUAUGAAAUCACAAGCUAAAUUAAACUUUUUACAUUUUCUUGGUAUAUUUCAACUAAUCGUUGAUAAUCAAACUAUCAUUGAUAGAGAUGAAGAUAUAAGCUUUACAUUUGAAGAAUCACUUUUAGAGUCCAUUGCAAGCAUCGAAAGUAAUGUAGAGUAUAACAGAUUAUCGUUACUUCUAAUAGAACUUAGAAUAAAACUAAAUUACCAGAACACUCAUGGCAAGAAUGCACUGAUGCUAACUAGUGAAGGUGGACACAUUGGAGUGUUUAAAUCAUUGCUACUAAAUGGUGCUUAUCCUUUUGUACAACUACCAGCAAAUGAAGGAUUCAUUGGAUUGAACAGUUUAGCAUGCACUGCUCUCUCUGAGCAUAUAUACAAAUCAAUCGGAGGAGAAAAAAUAAUACCAGAAGCUGGCACUUCAGUUAGAAGAAUGCUCGAAAUGGCUGUUAUGGAGAGAAGAGUUGGUUGGGUUUUUUUAAGGUUUUAUUAUAAUUCAUUCUUAGACAUCAUUGAAAAUAAUUUAAAAGAAAGGUUUCAAUGGCUGCAAAAUUGUUUUCGUGGAUUAAAGAGCGCGUUUCUUGACACAGCCACCAAAACUUUGACCAGCAAAGCCAUGGUAACAGAAGCUAGGCAAAAAUUUCGAUCUUUUAUUGAAGAAGAUGCUGAUUGUGAAAAUGCUCAUCAACUUCUACAGUUGCUCGAGCCUCACUACUCAUAUUGGAACGUCAAUAUUUUGAGAAUAACAAGUGCUAUCACAAAACCUAUCAAGGAACAGUUAAAAGAUUAUGAUAUUAAACUUAAUAUGUUUAAAGAUACCACUACCACUUUGGAGUUUGCAAUAAUGACUGAAGGAAUACCGCACCCUUCUUAUGAUAUUUCCGAAACAAUGACUAUGGUUUUUUCUGGUUGGUCCUCCGUUCGUAUUGCUGCACUGAAUACAAUUGAAAGUUUUUUCUGCUCACCUUAUUUAUCUUAUUUAAAUCUUGUGGAAAUACGCGUUAAUGAUAGCUAUACUACAAUUGUUGCAUACCGAAUGCCUCAAUCAGAGAUUCAGAAAUUUACUAAGAAUUACCUUGAAAAUAGAGAUUCGUUUGGUCAGAUGGUGUCAUCAGUGAUGUAAGGAACAUUCUGCUAAGACAAAGCAAGGUGUGAAGUUUUUGCUUAUGUUUAUCUAUCUAUUAUAAAAAUGUUUUGUAUAUGUAAUUAGAUUUACAGGUUAUAUUAGUUUGUCUUAUAUAAUGUAUAAGUAUGCUGAGUAUUUCCCUUCCUAUAUUAUAUAGUACUCACAAGAGUACAUGUACUCUUCGUACUCAUCAUUUAUACUAGUUCAUUUACAUGCCAAAUAAAACUAUCAAUUAUAA
Messenger RNA from Amphimedon queenslandica, 2802 nucleotides. RefSeq lists its product as uncharacterized. The transcript is spliced from 3 exons. The record is from RefSeq and is a predicted model, not a curated record. The coding region runs from base 279 to 2561 and encodes 760 amino acids. Lineage: Eukaryota; Metazoa; Porifera; Demospongiae; Haplosclerida; Niphatidae.